GUUCUCAAUGCAGAGUGCAGUGAUGUGAGGUGUGCAUCCCGAAGAACGGCAGCAUGCAGUUGAUCUCCGGCCGCAGUCUCAUUCAGUAUCGCCUUCUGAACGUUGCAAGUACGCAGACAGUGGAAAGCAUUGCGCUCAAACUGGCUUGCUGAUCGCUGCUGAAAGGGAGGCGAAAUGGUAAAAUAUGACGGCUAGUUGGCUGAACCUGUGUUACGGGAACAAGUUUUGCGAACAAAAAUCAGCUGCUUUAUCUACACCAUUCGACUCGAGAGGCUUGCGCUGAUCUCGCCGCGAUUAGUGCUUAUUCACCUUCGAACGCGCGCGCACAAGAAUGGAGGUCAUCCGCCGAUGGUUCAGUUUACCGCAACAACCGAAGGACCUCAACGGAGCGGAAUCAGAGCAAGAGUAUCGGCAGCGAUGGAUUACGAUUCGUGUGGUGUACUUGAGCGGCUUUCUAAUGUUCCUAUCGUUCGGAGUGAUGACCACAAGCCUUUGGCCAUAUUUGGAAGAUAUGGAUGGAACGGCGGGAAAGCAUUUUUUGAGUGUUCUGUUUGCCGCACCACCUGCUGGACAAUUGUUGUUUAGUCCGCUGAUUGGCUGGUGCUCGAAUCGGUUAUCAUCUGUAAGGAUUCCUUUCGUGCUGUUGACGGCGAUAUAUGUCUUUGCCAACGGUCUGUACAGUGUUGUCGAGUUGUUCGCUGCACCACAUCGAAAGUAUGUGCUGCUAAUUGCUCGCAUCGCUUUCGGUGUAGCCACGUCGGUCAAUACGCUCAGUCGGGCGUACAUUUCAGCAGCGACCCAUCUCCACGAGCGCACCAAAACCAUCGCCAUGAGCUCCCUGGCGCAAACCCUAGGCCUUGUGGUCGGACCGAUCGUUCAAUCCUUGGUCUCAUUCAUAGGCAAAGAGGGUUUCUUGCUAUAUAACCUGCGAAUCAACAUGUACACGGCCAGUGGAUGGAUCUGCGCCUUGAGUGGAGUCAUGUAUCUGAUGCUUCUCACUCCGUCCACCUUCAUUGAUCGUGCUGUUGUACCGAACAAGGCACGAGACAUGAUCGGCAGUGAGACCGCCGAAAAAGUCACGAAACGGAGACCUCUAAAGCUUUUUCCCAUCGUGCUGGUGCUGCUAGGAUAUGGAGUGCUGAUGCUCUUCUACGUGUCUUUUCAAACGACCCUAUCUCCCUUGUCGUUGGAUCAGUUUGGUUGGAGUCAUGCGGAAUCUUUGUACUAUCUGGGGAUACUGCUGACGGCCGGAACGGUGUUCUCGUGUGUGAUAUUCUUACUCUUACCGCAGCUUUGCCAGCGAUACAGCGAACACAACGUGUUCCUGCUGUUUGCCAUGCUUCCACUAUUUCUGAGCCAAGCACUCAUGAUACCGUUUGGCAGCGACAAGGUGCCAAUGCAACAUCCGGCAAACGACACCAGUCCUGCGGUGCUUCACGGCUGUGCACAGGAAUGGUGCAAUACCGUGCCAGCAAUUGGCCAGCUUCAACUGACGCUUUCGUACGCCAUGCUGUCCGUAUCGUUCUCAGUUGGUAUUGCCAUUAGUCAGACGAUUCUCUCAAAACUGCUUGGCUCACGACCUCAGGGGCAGUGGAUGGCGCUAUACACGAGUAUUGGCGGUCUAACUCGAAUUAUUGGCCCGGGAGCCGCCCUAAUAUACACCAAAUACGGAACGUACUGGCUGUUCGGGUCGGGUGCGGUGGCAACCGGCUUGAUGCUCGCGUGGAUGUGGCUUCACAAGAACGAUCUCAGUACCGGCCAGAAAACGGAAUCUAGUGGAGGCGAAUUGCAGGAACUGAAUGGAGCCAAUUGAGUCGUGGUUGUUAAGAAAUUUUCCUCACACGCAAGGCGCUGUAUUUGGGUCGCUAUAACGUCUUGCACUAGUUCUGUUGGCGAUCGUUUGUUUUGUCGUGCAUAUUCAUUGCAUCUUCGAGGGUGUCGGGAAGCUCGACGUUGAGUGUCUCGGGGAAUUGGAGAAUGGCCACACCGGAAGUUAUACCCAGGCACCCAAAAAGGACCAUCGGCAGCGGUGCCCACAGUUUGGCCAGCAGCGGUGUUUGAGGAGCGAUCAUGGAUCCGAUGCGGCCAAACAUGGAGCACGUCGACAGUAAACUCUGGCGAAGAUUGGUGGGAAAUAUUUCGACUGUGUAGAUGUACAAUGUACCGAAAGACAUGGUGAUGGUGAGUUUGCUAAGCAAAAAUAGGAUCAAACGAAGCCACGUUGUAUCUGAAAAAAAAAACAUUACCAAGUUUAACAUGAUCUAACCUCCAGACAACCACCGAGAAUCUACUUACCCUCCGGAAUCAGUUCCGAUGCGAUGCACAGCAACCCACUGAGGAGCAUGGUGGUGAACAGAGUUUUCUUUCGACCGACACGAUCAAGGAUUAGUUGCAUAAGAAAGAAGCCAGGCAGUUCGAUAAGUGAAACGAGAAUAAAGUUAAGAUAUUUGUUC
Molecule: messenger RNA, 2453 nt
Organism: Anopheles bellator
Lineage: Eukaryota; Metazoa; Arthropoda; Insecta; Diptera; Culicidae
Product: major facilitator superfamily domain-containing protein 8-like
Exons: 3
Coding region: 332-1813 (493 amino acids)
Biological process (GO): transmembrane transport
Cellular component (GO): lysosomal membrane
Molecular function (GO): transmembrane transporter activity
Source: RefSeq, a predicted model, not a curated record